UUGGAUAGAUACCCAGAAGUGGAAUUGCUGGGUCAUAAUGUAUUUUCCAUCUUUUUGACUACCUGUGCAGCCUAUGGAUAGUUCCUUCAGAACAUAAUUUCUAGUUCUUUAAUUCUCUCGAGUUGUUUCUAAUCUGCUGUUAAAGUUAUCCAUUGAGUUUCUGAUUUCAGCUAAGUUAUUUUUUAGUUUUAGGAUUUCCUUUUUUUACCCCCACUUUUUCUGGUUUCUAGUUCCCUACUGAAAUUUUCAAGAUUGGGUUUUAUUUAUCUGAAUACACUAAGCAUUGUGGUUUUAAUAGUCUAUCUGAUAAAUCAAAGCUAAUGGAUUUGUUUGUGUUGUCUGUUGUGUCUACUGCUUCUUACUUAAUGAUGCCUUUUUUCUUUGUGUUUCUAGUUAUCUUUGUGUGUCGGCAUUAUACUUGAACAAUUGUUUAUUGAAAUAAUUUGAGGACUAGGAUGAUGGAAUCUUACUCCAGAGAUUUUGUUUGCAUUGGUCGGCCCCUAAUGGUACUUCCUCUCUGGAACCACCAUGAUCUAUGUUCAAAGCUUAAAGUUGACUAGUCCACCUAGAUGUUGCAAAGCCAAGCAAAAAGACUUUGUGAGGGCUAGCUUAUUUCCAGUUUACAAUUAUCCAUAAAGUGAAACAUUUGAGGUUCCCCUCAUCGUAUGGGUGAUGGUUUGUUAGGAAACCUUUCCCCUUUUAAUGAGCCUUGAGUGUUGAUUUUUGUUACUCUAGUGCCUUGAGUCUGCUCUAGGUUCAACUCAGUUUGGCACUGGUUUAUUCCUUAGCCACCGAUGUCCUCAAGACAAAUACAGUUAACUAUGUGAGUACUGAAAGAAAACAGGUAAAUUCCUCUUUGACCUCAUGUAGGAAAAGAGCUCUUAACUAUGAAUCAAAAUCUAGAUGAAGUAAAAGGAAAAAAGUAUGAUAAAUUUGACUACUUUUUAAAAUGUAUGGCAGAAAUACACCACAAAGUCAAAAAGCAACUAACUGGAAGUAAAUAUUUGCAACGUAAUUUGCAACGUAUGUAACAGAUAAAGGCCUAAUAUAGUUAAUGUAUAAAGAAUACUUGAAAAACAAGGGGAGAAGGACCAACAACCCAAUAGAAAAAUGUGGAAAAGACAUGAACAAUUUAUGAUACUAAAAUUAUUAUUAAGCAGAAAUGCGAGGGCGGGCCUGGGGGCUCCAGCGCUGUGUUCCUAGAGCUGAGGUUGCUGGUUCAAUUCUCACAUGGGCCAGUGAGCUGCGCCCUCUAUAGCUAAGAUUGUGAACAGCAGCUCUCCCUGGAGCUGGGCUGCCCUGAGCAGCAGGAGGUUGGCACAAGCUGUCAUGGGAGGCUGUGUGCUGCUGUGGGCUACUGUGUGCUGCCCAUAGCCGGCGAGAUCUGCCAGGAGCUGCUGUGAGCAGCCCACCUAUGACUGACCCGACUUCCUCAACCCAGGGAAGUGCAAGGUUCCUUAUACCAGCAUGGGCCAGGGAGCUAUACCCUACACAACUAGACUGAGAAACAACAGCUUGAACCGGAGUGGGGGGGGGGGGGGAGGAGGCGGAAGAAAGAGGGAAGGAAAAAAAAAGAAAUGCAAAAUAAAACAGUGAGAUACUACUUCUCACCUAUCAUAUUAGUAAAAAUUAAAAAGUAUGUCACAUGUUGGGAAGGGUGUAGGGAAACGUACUCUAUUAUAUUGCUGGUGGGAAAGCAAAAACAGGUAUGAGGCUCAGAGGAGGGGAAUAGCCUCGAGACACAGACUUGGAAAUCAUCUGUCUUAGUGGGAAACGAACAGAGAUCAUCCAGGGAGGGAGAACGUGUGGACUGAGAAGAGGGGAGGCCCAGGAAUACCGCUACUCAAGGUGGCCGCGCAGCUUCCUGGCGGGCACCACUGCCAGGGCUUGAGUCAGGCACAGCCGGUGUUGGAAGCCUGUUGGAAGCCGGCUGUGGGGCUCCGUGGCUGAGCGCUCUUGGCGAAGUCGGGUACCCUCCCUGUGAUCAGCAGUCACACCUGGCGAGAAUGCGCAUCUCACAGGAAUGCUGGGCGAGGACUUGAGAAGAUGUGCCAGGUCUGCCUGUGUGUCACCAGCACUUGGAAGGCUAGAAAAGGAGGAGGAACCUGUCAGAAUUCCUGCAGGACAGGAAAAGGAGGGGACAUCUCAACAUGGAAAGACUCUACAAUGAAAAUGAAGGAAAGCCAGAAGAUGAAGUAAAUACAGAAGAUGAAGGAAAGUCAGAUGAGGAAGAAAAGCCUGAAGUGGAGGGGAAGCCAGAACAUGAGGGACAGCUCCAGGACCAGGGACAGCCAGAUGAUGAGGGACAGCCAGAUGAUGCGGGGAAGCAAGAAAAGCAGGGCAAGUCUGAAGAUGAGGGAAAAGCACGUGGUGAGGGCAAGUCAGAACCCCAGGCAAAGCCAGGGAGCGAGCCGCGGGCUGCCGAGAAGCGCCAGGCUGAAGAUUAUGUGCCUCAGAAAGCAAAACGAAAAACAGACAGGGGGACAGACGAUUCCCCCAAGGACUAUCAGGAGGACUUACAGGAAAGGCAUGUGGGCAGUGAGAUGAGAGAAUGUGGAGAUGUGUCAAGGGCUCAGGAAGAGCUAAGGAAAAAACAGAAAAUGGGUGGUUUUCAUUGGAUGCAAAGAGAUGUGCAGGAUCCAUUCACCCCAAAGGGCCAAAGAGGUAUUAGGGGAGUGAAGGGCAGAGGUAGGGGCCAAAGGGGCUUACAUGAUAUCCCAUAUGUUUAACGCCCUCGG
Rhinolophus ferrumequinum (greater horseshoe bat) is the source of this 2738-nucleotide messenger RNA. RefSeq names its product transcription elongation factor A like 3 (gene TCEAL3). The record is from RefSeq and is a predicted model, not a curated record. NCBI's taxonomy places the organism in Eukaryota, Metazoa, Chordata, Mammalia, Chiroptera, Rhinolophidae. The coding region runs from base 2151 to 2729 and encodes 192 amino acids. The transcript is spliced from 3 exons.